AUGCGGGGGCCGCUGAUGGCCCUGCCUUCGCUGCUGUUGUUGCUGUUUUGGUGCAGGCCACGAGGGUCCUCUGGCGGCGGAGCUGGGGGCGCUGGUUAUGCCCCGGUGAAGUAUGUGCAGCCCAUGCAGAAAGGACCAGUGGGACCGCCUUUCCGAGAGGGCAAGGGCCAGUACUUGGAAAUGCCUCUACCGCUGCUGCCAAUGGACUUGAAAGGAGAGCCAGGUCCCCCUGGGAAGCCGGGACCUCGGGGUCCUCCUGGGCCACCCGGCUUCCCGGGAAAGCCAGGGACUGGAAAACCUGGGCUCCACGGGCAGCCAGGCCCUGCUGGGCCCCCUGGCUUCUCCCGGAUGGGCAAAGCUGGUCCCCCAGGGCUCCCAGGCAAGAUUGGACCACCGGGGCAGCCAGGGUUGCGAGGGGAGCCAGGGAUACGAGGGGACCAGGGCCUCAGGGGCCCCCCAGGACCUCCUGGCCUUCCGGGUCCUUCAGGCAUUACUGUCCCUGGAAAACCAGGUGCCCAAGGAGUGCCAGGGCCUCCGGGAUUUAGGGGGGAGCCAGGACCCCAGGGAGAGCCUGGACCCCGAGGAGAUAGGGGCCUCAAAGGGGAUAAUGGAGUGGGCCAGCCAGGAUUGCCUGGGGCCCCUGGGCAGGCAGGUGCCCCUGGGCCCCCUGGGCUGCCUGGUCCAGCUGGCUUGGGCAAACCAGGUUUGGAUGGGAUUCCAGGAGCCCCUGGAGACAAAGGUGACUCUGGCCCCCCUGGGGUUCCAGGAUCUAGGGGAGAGCCAGGAGCUGUGGGUCCAAAAGGGCCCCCUGGGGUAGAUGGUGUCGGGGUACCAGGGGCAGCUGGGGUACCAGGGCCACAGGGCCCAGUAGGGGCUAAAGGGGAGCCAGGACCCCGGGGCCCCCCUGGCCUGAUAGGUCCUAUUGGCUAUGGAAUGCCAGGAAAACCAGGACCUAAGGGAGACAGGGGCCCAGCUGGGGCCCCGGGGCUCUUGGGGGACAGAGGGGAGCCAGGAGAGGAUGGGGAGCCAGGAGAGCAGGGUCCACAGGGCCUUGGAGGUCCACCUGGCCUUCCUGGGUCUGCAGGGCUUCCCGGUAGACGUGGUCCCCCUGGGCCCAAGGGAGAGGUAGGACCUGGAGGUCCCCCAGGAGUGCCUGGCAUUCGGGGUGACCAAGGACCUAAUGGCCUGGCUGGAAAGCCUGGGCUUCCUGGUGAGAGGGGACUUCCUGGGGCCCAUGGACCCCCUGGACCAACUGGGCCCAAGGGUGAGCCAGGUUUUACAGGCCGCCCUGGUGGGCCUGGGGUGGCAGGGGCCCUCGGACAGAAAGGUGACUUGGGGCUUCCUGGGCAGCCUGGCCUGAGGGGCCCUUCUGGAAUCCCAGGACUCCAGGGCCCAGCUGGCCCUAUUGGGCCCCAGGGUCUGCCAGGCUUGAAGGGUGAACCAGGCCUUCCAGGGCCUCCUGGAGAAGGGAAAGUCGGGGAACCUGGCUCUGCUGGGCCCACAGGGCCCCCUGGGGUCCCUGGCUCCCCAGGACUCACAGGUCCUCCUGGGCCCCCUGGCCCCCCUGGGCCUCCUGGGGCCCCUGGGGCCUUUGAUGAGACUGGCAUUGCAGGCUUGCAUCUGCCCAAUGGCGGCGUGGAAGGGGCUGUCCUGGGCAAAGGAGGCAAGCCACAAUUUGGGCUGGGUGAGCUGUCAGCCCAUGCCACUCCAGCCUUCACUGCGGUGCUCACCUCCCCUUUCCCGGCCUCAGGCAUGCCAGUUAGGUUUGACCGGACUCUCUACAAUGGCCACAGCGGCUACAACCCAGCUACUGGCAUCUUCACCUGCCCGGUAGGAGGCGUCUACUACUUUGCUUACCAUGUACACGUCAAGGGCACCAAUGUAUGGGUAGCCCUGUACAAGAACAACGUGCCGGCCACCUACACCUACGAUGAGUACAAGAAGGGCUAUCUGGACCAGGCGUCAGGAGGCGCUGUGCUCCAGCUGCGGCCCAACGACCAGGUGUGGGUGCAGAUGCCCUCAGACCAGGCCAAUGGCCUCUACUCCACUGAGUACAUUCAUUCUUCCUUCUCAGGAUUCUUGCUCUGUCCCACAUAACCUGUGGGGGACCCUGCUGCCCUGGCCUCCUCCUCUUUAGUGAUAGAGAGACCUUUCCAGUUACAGAGAUCUCCAUUUGAAGGAAGCAACCAAAAGCUGAACAGAGGCGGCAGCGGCGGUGGCAGCGGCCUUGCCACGAGGAGACUCACCUGCUUUCUGUAGGCCGAAGUUGUUUUUGGAAGAGGUUGGCCUAAUUUCCUUUCCCCCAGGUGCACUGUGGGGGUUGUAGCCUGUUCUGGACCUGCCUGGACUGCAGGCAGCCCCCACCUCGUGAGUCCUGGAAGCUGCUGGGAGAGAUGGCUUUCUUGGUGGCCUUAGAUGGCACGGAACAGGCCAGGGGCUCCCUGUGUUCGCUGGGCCUCUUCCUGCUCCCCACAGGGGCCUCUGGCAAAAGACAUUAGGUUCUCUGAGAUUUUUGUUUCCUUUCGGGGGAAAGGCAGAAGGGAAUGGGGACCAUGGAGGCAGUCAAUAUGGAUAGACACCCCCCCUCCCCCAAGUGAUGCCAUGGAAUCAGACCAGUCCUGGUGGGGAUGGUUGUGUGGCCCUUGCUACUGGCCCCUGGAAGAUCCUGGAGCAGCCAUGUGGAGAUCUGUGAAGGGAAAGGGGUAUGGAUCUGAGGCAGGCUGGUAGCUCUUCUGUUUCUUUGACUAUCUCUGAAGGGUUGGCUCUUCAGCAUGAGGGUGGCAGCCAUGGGCUGAGAUGGAACACUGUGCAGUGUCUAUACAAGACGGCAGAGCCAACCAGGACUGAUGAAGCAAACGUGGGUAUCUCUCCCUCUUUCCUCUCACCUGCCGGGGGUGGGCCACUUCUCUCCUUAUCAGACUGUUAGGGGACGCUUGCCAACUCCAAACUAACCAUCAAGGCAAAACGCCUCUCGCCGGCCCCUCUGAAGGGGCAUGCAAGCUUGUGGGUGAAGACUUGUUUCUCCUUAAGAACUGCGCCGUGGCUAUUUAGUGUCUACUAGAGGGGCGCAUCUGUGGGCACUUCCUCUCUCUCUGCCCUCUGCUUCCAAUUUCCUGUUCUAAGCAGGGUAGGGCCCAGGAGUCUGAGGCUCUGAAAGAAAAGAUGCCAGCAGGCUCCCACUGGAAUGAGCUGGCUCUAGGGCUUCUACCACCCUCCCUAAUCAGGGCGCUCCUGUAGGAGACAGGUGGGGCUUGUUUCCCAGCCCCUUGGCCCCCAGUCCAGGCUGGGCUCAGUGCUGGGGCCAGGGAUGGUGGGUAUUCUUGCCUAUGUAAGGAUGGCUGCUUUCUCUAUGGUUUAGGACCUUCGUCAGUCCUCACCUAGUCAGCCCACUUCACGGUACCAAGUGUGAAUCUGGGACAUUCAAUAGGUGAUCCAUCUUGGGCACCCAUCUGGGCCCGUGCGGAUGGACUGAGGACGAGGGCCCAGCCCCCUCCCCUGCCUACAACUGCAAAGCAGCCUAGUGGACAGCCAGCCCGCUUCAGCUUCCAGUGGGGGAUCUGCUUGUGACAGCAAGAAGAUGACCUGUGUACUUUUUCUGCGACACCCAAGAGAACCAGCUGGUGUCUGGGCCUUUAAUGCAACCUCCUCCUACCCUGGGUCAAAGCCACUAAUCUGAUGUGUUAGGGAUGGGUUCUGAUGGGCCGAGAUGAAUCAGCUCCCAGAGGGAACUCUGGAGACUAAGGAUGCCAGGGUGCCCAGAAAGCUAAGCAGAGCUGCCAGACUGCACCUGGAAGCCUUUAGGAUUAGUGAUUCUGAACGUUUGUGGGUUGGAGCUGUGGGUGUCACUGACCAGCUUUGACAAAUAAUGUCAGGUUUUAACUAUGACAACUACACUUACCCUGUGCGUUUCUGUAUUCUGGCUCUUAUUUUUUUUAUUUUUUUAAGAUUGAGGUUUUCCAAUCAUUUCAUUUCUAACCUGGUAUAGGAGGUUCCUCUCUACUUACCAUGGGACCCAUGUCAGGUUCAGGGAAAAUGCACCGGGGAAUCAGAAAAAAUUGGACUUCUCUUUAAAAAGAGAACUACAGUAUUGACUAUAUUGAUUGACUGCCCCAAUAAAACCUG
Molecule: messenger RNA, 4122 nt
Organism: Psammomys obesus (fat sand rat)
Lineage: Eukaryota; Metazoa; Chordata; Mammalia; Rodentia; Muridae
Gene: Col8a2
Product: collagen type VIII alpha 2 chain
Exons: 2
Coding region: 1-2097 (698 amino acids)
Molecular function (GO): protein binding
Source: RefSeq, a predicted model, not a curated record